UGCUUCUUGCAGGAAACCAUAGCAGAUGAAAUACGAUCUCCUCUGUCCGUUGUUAACCAGGCAGUGUUAUUGAGAUGUAUAACUCCGUUUACAAGAUAAUCAUUUUCAAUACAUGCAUUAAUUCAUACGAAGAAUGAACGCGAUGUUCCUAUGAUGUGUGAAAAAGUGGAAACCCUGCCACUCACGUUAUAAAUUGCACCAUGUUGGAUAAAACCGAUGAUAAAGAUCAACAAACGGAAAAGUGCUCGGACUGCGGAUGCAGGCUACCAGAGCCCAACUCUGAUUCAACUAACACUUCUGAAACAGCCCCUCUGAAACAGCAGCGUGUACACAAAACAGCCAGUCCUUCCAAAUGUUCAUCCUGCGAGGCAGGCAGCAGCCUCCCGAAUGGGCAACGUCCACACCGCCGCCUCCGUCUGGACCCUCACAGCUGCGGUUUGUGCUCCAAAACCUUCAUCUCCUCCGCCCACCUGACCCUUCACCUCGCCUCUCAUAACAAGGAGAGGAAGUUCAGAUGCAGCACCUGUGGCAAGUACUUCCAUCAGUCCUCCCACCUGAUGGCACACAAAGUAAUCCACAGCGGGGACAGGCCGUUUAAGUGCCCACAGUGCGGUAAGACCUUCGGCCGCGCCUCACAUCUGAAGACCCACCAACGGCUCCACACAGGCGAGAAGCCCUUCAAGUGCACCCACUGUGACAAGUCGUUCACGCAGAAGGCUGGGCUCCUGGCACAUGUUCGUCUACACACAGGAGAGCGGCAAUUCAAGUGUGAGGAGUGUGGUGCGGGUUUUCGCUCUCUGUCACUCUUGCUCUCUCACAAGGCUGCAGAGGCAUCUGGGCAUGCCAAACCAGCGGUACAACCACCAGCAAUAAACCAGCCCCAGAAGACACAGAGUAGCUCAGAGGAUCUGAAGUGUGGUGUGUGCUGCCGCACCUUUGUACGAUCAUCCUACAUCAGGCUGCACAUACGCCUCAAAAAGGGACAGCGUCCUUAUCACUGCAAAGUGUGCAACAAGACCUUUGUCAAGCUGGAUACGUUUGUAAACCACUGCGAUAAACACUUAAGGCAGAAAAGGGAAAAGAAUAUGGCGAAGGCGGCUAAAGACAAAGUUGUUAAACCUCCCCUGUUUGUCCCACUCUCAAGGCCUCCUUCUCCUGAAUCCUUACCCACUCAGCCUUUAUCCUCAGAGGUCAACACGCGCGCCAGAGCAAAAGCAAAGAGUAAGACGGAGCCAUGACCAAGGAGUGCAUCUACUGAGAUAAAAAUGGUCUUUAACUAAGAAAUGUGCCACUGCAUAUAGUAGUAAUAAAUGCAGGACAGUAGUUUCAUGUUGAUGUAAAAGUUACAUGUUUACAAGUGAUCAGAGAAAGGGACAACGAGCAAAUAUGUAGAUGAAUAAUUCCGAUGAUACAGUCAUGCAUUUUAUGUCAACAUGAUUUUAUUAAUUGUACAGUUAUUUUAUUUUAAAGAAUUUAUUUUAAUUGUUUAUGUAUAUUUUUAGGUACCACAAUGUUGUUUUUAAUGCCUGUAAGGCUAACAAUUUAGUAGAAUUGUCAGUGGCGUGAAGUGUUCACUCUAAUCUGUGAAUAUAAAAAAAAUAUUUGUAACCAUUAUAGUUCAUGGUUAAUCUGUUGUUUAUUUAAACCCAUACAAGCUUACUGGCAUGUACAAUAGCACUUGAUCCAUGUACCAUCAAUGUAAAUUAAAUGCCUAUUGUAAAACAAUAUGCACAUAGAGUAGAAAAUAAUCAUAAAAGCAUAGUGUGGAGGACUGAGCCAUUUCUUUUGUUGCACCUUGAGACCGCAUAUCUGUUCAAAACAAAUUUGUGUGUUUCAGACAUUGUCCUCUAUAAAGCCUCUUUUUCCACUUAGGCCAGUGAGCGCUCAAAUCAAAAAUACUGUAACGCUCCACAGUUCAUUCUCAGCUUGUAAAUUCUUUCCUUAAAACAUGGUUUGUACUGUGCUGUAUCACCUACACCUGUACUUACGGGGCUAAUGUGGGACUGCAUUUGCCAUCAGAUGGACCACCUUUGACUGUCACACCUUAUUCCAGGUCAGCAGCAGCUCACAGCUGAAACCUCUCUCACCCAAAACUCAACAGGACAUGUGUUAGACUGUUUUCCUGUGGAUCUCCACCAACGAUGACAAUCUGUCACCUCCACAUGGGGAAACUCUUUGUCCCAACCUACGGACAAAGAGCAAAAAAAGUCACUUGAAGGACACCAUUUACAAAUCGAAAGUAAAAAAUGAGACCCUUGGGAAUCACAGUGCAUGAGAGUGAGAGAUGCAACCACAUGCUGCAAAAGACAAU
Plectropomus leopardus (leopard coralgrouper) is the source of this 2311-nucleotide messenger RNA. RefSeq lists its product as uncharacterized. Gene Ontology annotation, molecular function: RNA polymerase II cis-regulatory region sequence-specific DNA binding; DNA-binding transcription factor activity. The record is from RefSeq and is a predicted model, not a curated record. Gene Ontology annotation, biological process: regulation of transcription by RNA polymerase II. Lineage: Eukaryota; Metazoa; Chordata; Actinopteri; Perciformes; Serranidae.